Oryctolagus cuniculus (rabbit) is the source of this 2530-nucleotide messenger RNA. It is a transcript of the gene MZT1, whose product is annotated as mitotic spindle organizing protein 1. Lineage: Eukaryota; Metazoa; Chordata; Mammalia; Lagomorpha; Leporidae. Gene Ontology annotation, biological process: gamma-tubulin complex localization; microtubule nucleation by interphase microtubule organizing center; mitotic spindle assembly. The record is from RefSeq and is a predicted model, not a curated record. Gene Ontology annotation, cellular component: spindle; interphase microtubule organizing center; centrosome.
CUCCAAAUUCAAAUCCACGCAGCCGCACGCUGGCGGCGAGCGCGAGGGGCGGAGCCUGCCCGGCGUGAGCGGGCGACGCGCGGUGUGAUUGCCCGGGAGAAAAGCAAGGCGCUCCAGUUCCGGGUCGGGCCCGCAGCCGCUUCCCUCGGCCUCUGCCAUGGCGAGCAGUAGCGGCUCCGGGGCGGCGGGGGCGGCCGCGGCGGCGAAUCUGAACGCAGUGAGGGAGACCAUGGACGUUCUGCUUGAGAUUUCAAGAAUUUUGAAUACUGGCUUAGAUAUGGAAACACUGUCUAUAUGUGUGCGGCUUUGUGAACAAGGAAUUAAUCCAGAAGCUUUAUCAUCGGUUAUUAAGGAGCUUCGCAAGGCUACUGAAGCACUAAAGACUGCUGAAAACAUGACAAGCUGACUUUGUGGAGAAGUCCUGAUGAGAUGUGUCAAGCUCUGCAAGAGGAUUUGAGGAUUGCAUUGUAGUCAAGAAUGAACAGUGAAAUUAUUGCAUGCAGCAGUGUAGGAAAGUUUCCCUUUUUUAAAGAGUUAUAAAACUAUGGCUUUAUAAAUCAGUGGAAAGUAGCUUACAGGAAGAACCAUCAGGUGUGUUUACAUCUCAUCUCAUUCACUUUUUUAAACUACCCUAAUGCUUUGGCAUUGCAGUGUUCAUAUUUAUGUAUUCCUUAUUUAUAGCUCUGAUAACUUUAAUUUUCUAAGCAGUCUGUCUAUCAGAUGUGCACAUCUGCUGUGCCUGGUUGAAGUAUAGUGGAACCCAUCAGUAGUGAUGUGUAGUAGUUGACUUGUUGACAUUUCCAUUAUAAACGUUAAUUUUGAAUUGUUUUUGUGUAAUAACUGUGGAUUUAUGUUGUAUUGGGCUGAAAGUUGACAGGAUUUCAGCCACUAUUUGAGAAUUGUGAUUUAAAUUCAUUAUGUAUAUCAGAAUCUUGUUUUUUUUUUUAAAUCAGAGCAUUGAAAACAUUUAUUGUAAUCUGUUCUUUAGUAAUACUUAUUUUUUAAAACAGUUUUUGAGCAGAUAAUAAUGUGAACAAGACCAUUUUUGUAUUGAUUGGAAAAUAAAAUUUUUAGAAAUUUAGAUUUUAAAAAUAAUAUUACUUAGCUUAGUAGUGCUUAUAAUUUGAAUCAUUUAACUCUAAUGAGAAUUUUAGUUAAGAAUAUUUUUCUUUCUAGAUUUUAGACAUAAAUGAAGUUAUCCUAUAAAUUAAGGCCUAAAAAAAAACUGUAUAAAGCAAAACAUAGCCAGCAUGCAAAAUUCCUUUUUACUUUUACUACAUAAGAGUAAUUGGAAUGUUUACCGAAUAGAUCUUGAGUGGUUACUUAAUAAAUCACUAGAUGGGUGAUAUAUUUCAACAGAUAUUUAAUGAUUUCUGAAGAUUAAAGAUUUCUAGUCAUUAAGUAUAAAACUAAUCAAAUGUUCUGCAUCAGGAGUUCUAAGUAUUACAUUCUAAAGUCAUUUUGUGUCGUUAUUUUUACCCUUAAAGUUUCAAGUUUUUUUUGUUUUGUUUUGUUUUUGUUUUUGUUUUUGACAGGCAAAGUGCACAGUGAGAGAGAGAGACAGAGAGAAAGGUCUUCCUUUUGCCAUUGGUUCACCCUCCAAUGGCCGCCGUGGCCUGCGCAUUGCGCUGAUCCAAAGGCAGGAGCCAGGUGCUUCUACUGGUCUCCCAUGCGGGUGUAGGGCCCAAGCACUUGGGCCAUCCUCCACUGCACUCCCGGGCCACAGCAGAGAGCUGGCCUGGAAGAGGGGCAACCGGGACAGAAUCCGGCGCCCGGACUGGGACUAGAACCCGGUGUGCCGGCGCCGGCCUUCCCUUAAAGUUUUAACCAAUGAAAGUGAUAAUUCAAAAGUGAAUUUUAGGAAAUUUAUCAUUGUGUUGGUUCUGUUCCUGUAACAGAAUCUCAGUAGAAGUUUUUGCAAGACUAAUAUGGAGUGAAUCUGAUUCUAUUGUUUCCCAAAUUUUAUAUUUUGUUAAAUACCAUUUAAAUGAUAGUACAAGCAUUCACUGUUACCAUUUUCUGUUGUUCCAACAAGCUGAUAUGGAUUUAAGAAAACUGUAUUUAAAUCGCAACUUUCUCUUAAUGUAAGCCUUUGACCAUUUUAACUUUUUAAAUGCAUAGCACUGAAUGGUCUGUCAUUGACAGAACAGUUUGGGAGACAGUAAGAACUUGUGACAAAUCAUUUGAUUGAUAAUAAACACUGCAAAUAACAACAUGUUCUUAUUUAAAAAAUCAAAGAGAACACUUUUGUCCUACUCAAAAAUUUGUAUAUAUUUCUAGGCUGUAAGAAUUGGUAGUUUUAUUUAUGACUUUGUAGAUUAAGUUAUUUAUGUGUGAAAUAAUAGUGGGAAAAUAUAUUGAGGGAUUAUGUUUACAGAGGACUUCUUUAAUGUGUCACAUUUCUUAAAUGUAAAUGUAUUUUUAAUGCAUACUUAAUAUUUAAGAAACUGAGCAAAAUUAUGAUACAAUUGCAGUGUUGUGCAUGUUGUCAAUGACUAAAAUAAAACCAUUUUGGUGGUGUUGACAUUUA